GCAGGCACAACGGGAGUGGUGCCUGAGGCUCGAGUUGGGACUUGCUUGACCUGUAGCUCCAAGCAUUAUCUUAUCGGAGACCUGGAAAUUUUGUCGGCGGUGGGGGGUUCCCGCGCGCCGCGCUAGGCCGCCCGCAGUGCCGAAUUCUGGAACCUCCAACAGGACUUUGCGAUGGAGUCAUCCCGGACAGAAGAAUCCUCUGACAGCAAAAGCACAAAAGCAGCACCCGCCCCAGCCAACACAGGGCUGUAGGUGAUGUCGGUUGGUCGCAGACCAUCUGCACAAUGCCGCUGAUCGACGACGGCUUCGAGGCUCUGCUCGAGCCCUUCUACAACGGCAAGAAGCUUACCGAUCCCAUCUCCACCGUCGAGGACAAGAAUCAGCUGCUCCCUGCCUUUCUGAAGGUCAAAGGUCUGGUCAAGCAGCACAUCGACUCUUACAACUUCUUCGUCGACCACGAGAUCAAGGAGAUCGUCAAGGCCAACAGGACCGUGCGGAGCGAUGUCGACAGCAGUUUCUGGAUCGAGUUUACCGACAUUCGCGUUGCCAAGCCCGACCGCAAUGACUACCAGCAGUUCCGUGUCGCCAACGAGGUGACGCCCAUGGAGUGUCGCCUGCGCGACAUGACCUAUGGAGCCAAAAUCCUCGUGGACGUGGCGUAUACCAGAGAGCGGCAGAAGAUUGUGCGCCGCAAUGUCGAGCUCGCUCGCAUGCCCGUCAUGCUGCGAAGCAACAAGUGCAGGCUGUACGGCGCCAAUAACGCGCAAAUGGAGCUCAUGAAUGAGUGCCCGCUCGACCCCGGCGGCUACUUCAUUGUCAACGGCACCGAGAAGGUCAUCUUGGUGCAGGAGCAGUUGAGCAAGAACCGUGUCAUUGUCGAGGCCGACGAGAAGAACAACAUCAUUUCCGCCUCCGUGACGAGUUCGACGCACGAGCGUAAAUCCAAGACCUACGUCACGUUGAAGAAGGACCGCAUAUCACUGCUGCACAACGUCCUGAUCGAGGCGAUCCCCAUUACCAUUGUCCUCAAGGCACUUGGAGGACUCUCUGAUUAUGAAAUUAUGACUUUGGUCGCCGGGUCGGAUGGUCGUCUGCAGGAUGACUUUGUGGUCAACUUCGACGAGGCUGUUAAGGCUGGAGUCUACACGCAACAGCAGGCCCUCGAGUUUAUUGGAUCUCGGGUCAAGAUGGGUGGCAAGAACACAAAGCCUGGUGGUAUCCCUCAGCCUCGGCGCAGCAACGUGGAGGAAGGCCUCGAUGCACUGUCCAAUAUCAUCAUCGCCCACAUCCCAGUAGAAGGGCUUGACUUCCACCCCAAGGCUAUCUAUGUCGCCCUCAUGGUCCGCCGUGUACUGAUGGCCCACUACAACCCAAAGCUCGUCGAUGAUCGAGAUUUCGUGGGAAACAAACGUUUGGAAUUAGCAGGACAGCUGCUUUCCCUUCUUUUCGAAGAUCUGUUCAAGAAGUUCUUGGUGGAUCUCAAGUUCGCCAUUGAGAACAGUUUGAAGAAGCAGAAUCGUGCAAUCGCAGUUGAUCCCUUGAUGCAGGUCGGAGCACAAGGCAAGCACAUCACGGAUGGCAUGAAUCGUGCGAUCCAGACAGGAAACUGGAGUGUCAAGCGUUUCAAGAUGGAGAGAGCAGGUGUGACACACGUCCUGAGUCGGCUCAGUUACAUCAGCGCCCUCGGUAUGAUGACGCGCAUCAGCAGUCAGUUCGAAAAGACCAGAAAGGUCUCUGGUCCUCGCGCCUUGCAGCCUUCGCAAUGGGGUAUGCUGUGUACGUCUGAUACCCCGGAAGGAGAAGCCUGUGGUCUUGUGAAGAACUUGGCCCUUAUGACACACAUCACGACCAAUUAUGAGGAGGAGCCGGUGAAGAGAUGGGUCUUCACGCUCGACUCUGGCGUUGAGCCUCUGCGUGGCUUCUCGGGUACCGAGAUGCAUCGACCAGACACCUAUAUCAUCCACAUGAACGGAACACCGUUCGCGCUCACCCGAUUCCCCAAGCGAUUUGCAGCCAAGUUCAGGACGAUGCGUCGCCGCGGCUGGAUCUCGCCAUUUGUCAGUAUCAACGUCAACACGCAGCAGUCAGCGAUCCACAUCGCUACAGAUGAAGGUCGUAUCUGUCGGCCAUACAUCAUUGUCAAGAACAGCAAGGCCAAGAUCAAGGAGUCGCAUCUGAGGUUACUACAGGCUGGGAAAGCAACAUUUGACGAUUUCCUUAAGCAGGGAAUCGUUGAGUACCUCGACGUCAACGAAGAAAACGACGCACUUGUGGCUCUCUACGAAAAAGACAUCACCAAGGCGACAACUCACGUUGAAAUUGAGCCAUUCACCAUUCUCGGCGCGGUAGCCGGCCUCAUUCCAUUCCCACACCACAACCAGUCACCUCGAAACACCUACCAAUGUGCUAUGGGUAAACAAGCUAUCGGCGCCAUUGCCUACAAUCAGUUCAACCGUAUCGACACGCUGCUCUACACGCUCGUAUAUCCGCAGCGCCCAAUGGUUAUCACCAAGACCAUUGAGUUGAUCCGAUAUGACAGGCUACCAGCUGGGCAAAACGCUACGGUCGUUGUCAUGUCGUACUCAGGAUAUGAUAUUGAAGAUGCUUUGGUUCUGAACAAAGCUUCUUGUGAUCGUGGCUUCGGCCGCUGUCAAGUCUUCCGCAAAUACGCGACUGACCUGCAGAAGUAUCCUAACGGUAGCCGUGAGCGGAUUGGCGACAAGGACCCGAACAAUCCGAAGAACAUCGCACUCUCCCAGGACGGUCUCGCCGAUGUUGGCUUCCGAGUUAAUAGCGGAGAUGUCAUCAUCAAGAAGGAAAGCCCUGUCGACGUUAGCCCUGGCAUUGGCCUGCAGCCUAGAAGCGACGAGUUCCGUGAAUCGCCGCUCAGCUACCGUCUUCAUGAUCCUGCUUACAUCGACAAGGUCAUGAUUACGCAGACAGCCAACGAGACACAGCUUAUCAAGGUCCAAACACGGCAGACUCGUCGUCCUGAGCUUGGAGACAAGUUCUCCUCGCGUCACGGACAGAAGGGUGUUGUCGGUAUCAUUGUCGACCAGGAGGAUCUCCCAUUUUCGGACGCUGGACUCGUCCCCGAUAUCAUCAUGAACCCUCACGGUUUCCCGUCUCGAAUGACGGUUGGAAAACUGCUAGAGUGUCUUACGGGCAAGGCCUCGAUUGUCCAGGGCCGUCCCGAGUACGGUUUCGGUGAUGCAUUCCGCUCGCACCCCCUUGAGAGCAUGGCAGCCGAGCUCGUCGACCGUGGCUUCUCCUGGGAAGGCAAGGACUACUUCACGUCCGGCAUCACCGGCGAGCCCCUGCAGGCUUACAUCUUCAACGGCCCAAUCUUCUACCAGCGCCUCAAGCACAUGGUGCAGGACAAGAUGCACUCGCGCUCGCGCGGACCGCGCGCCAUCCUGACCCGCCAGCCCACGGAAGGUCGCUCGCGCGACGGCGGCCUGCGUCUCGGAGAGAUGGAGCGCGACUGUCUGAUCGCCUACGGCGCCUCGCAGCUGCUCCUCGAGCGCCUCAUGGUCAGCUCCGACGCGUGUGAUAUUGACAUUUGCCAGCGCUGCGGCCUGUUCGGGUACAAGGGGUACUGCGGUACGUGCCGGAGCACGCGCGAGGUCGCCAAGAUGACCAUGCCAUAUGCUGCCAAGCUGCUCAUCCAGGAGCUCAUCAGCAUGAAUGUUGGUGUCAGAUUGCAGCUCGAGGAUGAGUUCCCUCAUCCUCGUUAGAUUAUAAAUUGGGCAGUUGUCGAUGCGUGGGGAAAGAGGGGGAAAGGGCAUCAGUGUAGACAUGAGGAUGAAAUAUUUAAAAACGCAUUUGGGCGGCGUAUACUGGUCUGUUUUUGGGUCAUUCUUUCAUUUCCGUCCUAGUGUAGAUGAAUCAAGACUUUGCAUAACAACGGCACGAGCAUUUUGGCCAGCUU
Microdochium trichocladiopsis is the source of this 3931-nucleotide messenger RNA. Its product is annotated as RNA polymerase Rpb2. The record is from RefSeq and is a predicted model, not a curated record. NCBI's taxonomy places the organism in Eukaryota, Fungi, Ascomycota, Sordariomycetes, Xylariales, Microdochiaceae. The coding region runs from base 285 to 3737 and encodes 1150 amino acids. Gene Ontology annotation, molecular function: DNA binding; ribonucleoside binding; DNA-directed RNA polymerase activity. Gene Ontology annotation, biological process: DNA-templated transcription. The transcript is spliced from 3 exons. Gene Ontology annotation, cellular component: RNA polymerase III complex.